AUGAUUAUAGUCCGUUCUUCUGUCGCUAGGUCAAAAUUUCAUGGUCUCAUCUACUUCGCCUCAUCGUCUUUCCGUUUUUUCGCAAGCGGUGAACGAGUACACCAAAACGCUGCAGAAGGACAAGACUACAUAGCUGGACAAGCGGGAACACGAACAGCCUUCGACGAGAUGGUGAAAGAAGCGGAUUACUACCGUGCAGAUGUUAAGGCUAUCGCUGAAGCAUCCCCCUACUACAUCAUGAUCCUCGGCCUCCUCUUCGAGGGGAAAAAGAAGGCGUCAAGGAUAUGAACCUCCAGGAGGAUGCGACGCGGUACCUCUAAAGGUGGUGUGCGAAUUACGCACGAUCCCUAUGCACCAGGUAUGGUGGAGAAAUAUGGAGCGCCUGGCAAGACAGAUAAUGAAGGCUUCGACCCGUAUCGGGAUACAGUGGGCCCCGGAAUUUAUGGCGGUCGAGUGGAGCGAAGUCCGGAGACUGGUGCGGUCAUCGUCGGAAAGCAAUAUUUAAGGCAGGAGUAGACGAGAUUCACUUUGAACUAGGUAAAAUAGCAAUAAUUUUUGAGGCAGGAGUAGAACUUCAACCAAGUAUAUUUGUUGAAAAAAAUAUACCUAUACUAUAGCUCAUUGGUUGGAAUAAAGCUGUGUUAGAAACCUCUUCGCUCUCUGGUUUCACCACAGACAUGCUAAAAUAUAUGUGUCACCUUCUAAUCCAUCAAAACCACAACCCAAGACCGGGACCGGUGUAUGCCGGUGGGGGAUACACCCCUGUGAAUAUCGCGCUACGCGAGACAGGAGGCAAAGACCAGUACUUAUGGUGUCAAAUAAGAAGUUUUACUGUUUGAGGUGUUUUCUUCCACUUGCCAUUGCAAUCUUUUUACUUGUAUCUAUUUGUAACAAAAACCACAACUACGACGAUUGGAUGGAAUUAUUCCAUUGUGGUCCACAGCUACUCCAUUGUGGUCCACAGAAUCAGUUACUUCUCAUAAACGAUGUGAACUAUAAAUUAAGGGUUACCGAAUUGCAUCCUUCACUACCAUUCUUGACUUAUUUUCCAAUAGGAAAGAAGUCAAGGAUGAUCUGAAGAGUGUAAUUGCGCAACCCCUAAAUAAAGGUCUUUAGAAAAAAGACCUCCUGCUACUUGCUUCUGCUUGCCUUCCUCUUCCUCUAAUAGACGAGAAACCAGCCUUACGUGCUUUACUCGAGAAAUAUCCUGACUUGGCUGUGGACGAAAGUACGGGUGGCGCUCAGCCCCUCCACAUGGCAGGGAUGGGCAGAGGGAACGAUGAAGCGGUGCACACACUCUGCCGAUUUGGGGCAGAUGUAGAGGCCUUGGAUACAUAUGGAAUUUAUGAAGAUUGGUGGAGAAACUUCAUAAUGUUCAGAGUACUUAGUCAAAAUUAGUUCAGGAUGGGAGUCGGCACAACUUGUCAAUUCAUUCAGGAUACUGAUACUCUACUUGUCUCUAGGUAGCUAGUAGCAGUAGUACCAUUGACAUUGUUCUUGUGAAAAAUUUUGUUCCUAAAUAAAGUGAGAAGAGUAUAACCCUUCACUACGUAAAGUGCGUAGCUCUUAUUUGAUACUGUUUCAGAUAGUAGAUUCUGAUGUGAUUGCGAAAAACCAGCUCUAAUUCUUGACACCUCUUCACCGCAUGGCUUCGAAUAACUUGGCUGUUGGUGCUCGCAUGCUCUUAGAAGCUGGCGCGGAUCCGGAGAACGGUGGCCUGAUAGGUGCUGCACCUCGUGCCAUUGCCAAUGACAGUCGGGCAAAAGACGUCCUAAAAGUGUUGGAUGAAUACAAAAAGAAAGUUAAGGUCAGCUUUUUUCCAUCUUUGUUCUCAGCAUCUCGAGCAGUACCCGAUUCCCCUGUAUUUCAUGGAAAAGGGGCCGAGAUGAAGGGAGCGAGAUCAACAAGUAUGAGCUGACAGACUCUAAGUCUAAGGAAGGCAGCACCAAGAGUCUCCGGCGUGCAGACAUGGUACAGAGCUUAGUAGUCAAUUUUCCAAACGACAUGGCAGAUCCGGACUCGAAUAAGACUCUUGCUGGUCUUAAGGCAGGACUCAUAGGUAGUAAGUUGAUAGACUCGUCUAGUCAUAGGAACAAGAAACAUAAAGAGGGUAAGAAAUCUAUAGGACACCGGAUCAAGAACCUCUUCUAUCACGAGCGGAUGGGUUUAUAGCAUAUUACGGUUAGGGUUUGUUAUCGUCUAUGGAUUCAUAUCACAUUACCAUUAUGGUUCAGAUCACAUUAGGUCUGACGUAUUCGGGUUGGGUUAUGGAUUCAGAUCACAUUAGGUUUGUUGACGUAUUCAAAUAUUCGAUAAGAAAGUGACGUUCACGUUCUAAAAAUCCCACUGCCUCUACAAAAGAGUUUUCUGACUACCUCGUUGGUGUCUCCGGACGAUACGAGAGAACAGCAGCAACCAAGAUUCCACCAGGAUUUGGAUCUGUGUGCGAGCAGCAAGGCUGGGAUACUAAAUCGACUUGGAAGAAACUGAAUGUUAAGGCUAGGCUUGGAUCACUACCAUUCUUGUUCUUGGUGGAUUCUUCCACCAUUUUCAUAGACUCUGGUCAAGGGGAAGAUUCUAACCAGCAGGAAGGAAGGGAAUCCACUCAAGAUGAACCAGGGAUCACUUGUUUAAGAGUGAUACUUAGUGAUAUCCUUAUCCACACAACCUCUAAGAACAAGGGACGUGAUUGGUUUCGACAACCAGAGUCUGAAGCGUACGUUUACUUCAACUCGAUGGACCAGUGCUGGUGGCUCGACGCUCCAAAUGGUGCUGGGAUUUACAAUUAUGGCAUGUUUCUAUAUUUCAGCUUCCCCGAGAACAAGAACGCUGCUGUUUGCUAUUACUUUGUCAGUUUGUUCAUCUCAAUCUAUAUUACAUGGUUGCCGUUAACAAUCUCUGUUGAUUGCAGGAACAACCACAUUUCGAAAAGAUCUUGAGAAAUUUGAAGUAGAAGAAAGAGUCUGCUACCCCGUCUAAUAAUUAGUGAAGCGACAAUUCGAGUACGGGGUUCCGGCUCAAGGUUGGCGACCGCUGGUCAACGGCUUAGACAAGGUAAUCCGGUCACCGAUCGUCCUAUCUUUUGUGGAGCAGAAACCCUAG
Molecule: messenger RNA, 3102 nt
Organism: Amoebophrya sp. A25
Lineage: Eukaryota; Dinophyceae; Syndiniales; Amoebophryaceae
Source: the annotation of a GenBank genome assembly